AAAGGAGGGGCUUUCCCAUCUUGAAGUCGAAAAGGGGGGGGCGUGCUUGGGAGCGCAGAGGGAAGGUGUGGCGGCGGCGGGCUCAUGGCGCGGAGCGGGAGCCGGGGCUGAGCGCCCUGCCCGCCCAUGGAACCCGCCCCGGCGGCGGCGGCCACUGAAGAGGUGUUAGGGGAGGACGAGGAGACGCCCCCGGUUAUCUACACCAUGGAGAACAAGCCCAUCGUCACCUGUGCUGGAGAUCAGAAUCUCUUCAGUUCUCUGUAUCCUACACUUUCUCAGCAGCUCCCAAGAGAGCCCAUGGAAUGGAGGAGGUCUUAUGGCCGUGCUCCUAAGAUGAUUCAUCUAGAAUCUAAUUUUGUACAAUUUAAAGAAGAGCUACUACCUAAAGAAGGGAACAAAGCACUCCUGACAUUUCCCUUUCUGCAUAUUUAUUGGACAGAAUGCUGUGAUACAGAGGUCUACAAAGCAACAGUAAAAGAUGAUAUCACUAAGUGGCAGAAUGUUCUGAAAGUUCACAGCUCUAUGGAUUGGUUAAUUGUGGUGGUGGAGUGUGAUGCCAAGAAAAAAAAUAAAACCAAUAUUCUUCCCCGAACAUCUAUAGUGGAUAAAAUAAGAAAUGACUUCUGCAACAAGCAAAGUGACAGAUGUGUGGUACUGUCUGACCCCUUGAAAGACUCUUCCCGCUCUCAGGAGUCCUGGAAUGCCUUCCUGACAAAACUCAGGACACUGCUUCUUAUGUCUUUUACCAAAAACUUAGGCAAAUUUGAGGAUGAUAUGAGAACUUUGAGAGAAAAAAGAACAGAACCAGGAUGGAGUUUUUGUGAAUAUUUUAUGGUUCAGGAAGAAUUGGCCUUUGUAUUUGAAAUGCUGCAGCAGUUUGAAGAUGCCCUGGUGCAAUAUGAUGAAUUGGAUGCCCUGUUCUCCCAGUAUGUUGUCAACUUUGGUGCUGGGGAUGGGGCAAACUGGCUGACAUUUUUCUGUCAGCCAGUACGAAGUUGGAAUGGGCUGGUUCUUCGCAAACCAAUAGACAUGGAGAAAAGAGAGCUUAUUCAGAACCAGGAAGCCACUUUGUUGGACUUGCGCAGUUACCUCUUUUCUCGCCAAUGCACAUUGCUGAUUUUUCUUCAGAGGCCAUGGGAGGUAUCACAGCGAGCGCUAGAACUUCUCCACAACUGUGUGCAAGAGCUGAAGCUCCUUGAAGUUUCUGUUCCUCCUGGUGCUUUGGACUGUUGGGUCUUCUUGAGCUGCCUGGAGGUUCUGCAGAGAAUAGAAGGCUGUUGUGAUCGUUCUCAGAUUGACGCCAAUGUUUCCCAUACAGUUGGCUUAUGGAGUUAUGCCACUGAGAAGUUAAAGUCUCUGGGUUACCUAUGUGGACUGGUGUCAGAAAAGGGGCCUAAUUCAGAAGAUCUUAAUAGAACAGUUGAUCUACUAGCAGGACUUGGAGCUGAACGCCCUGAAACAGCCAAUACAGCACAAUCUCCAUAUAAGAAACUCAAAGAGGCCUUAUCAUCUGUAGAAGCCUUUGAAAAGCAUUACUUAGAUCUUUCCCAUGCCACCAUUGACAUGUACAAAAACAUUGGAAGAAACCGCUCAGCAAAGCUGGUUGGAAAGGAUCUGGCAGAGUUUUAUAUGAAGAAGAUGAGUCCCCAAAAGGCUGAAGUUUAUCUUCAAGGAGCAUUAAAAACCUAUCUUGCUGAGGGCUGGGCACUGCUUAUUACACAUACGCGGAAGCAGCUAGCAGAAUGUCAGAAACACCUUGGACAAAUUGAAAAUUAUCUGCAAACAAGCAGCCUUUUAGCUGGUGACAGUAACUUAACAGAAGAGGAGCGCAAACACUUCUGCCAAGAAAUAUUAAAUUUUGCCAAACAGCCCUCAGAUGGUGAAGGUGAGAAAGUUGUACUCUCCAUGCAUUCCUUCGCACAGUUGAAGAAUCUACAUUUUGAUCCUCCUAAUGCUGUGGUCCAUGUGGGUGGAACACUGUCCAUUGAACUGACGUUGGCAAACCAAAUGCCCAUCCCAGUGAACGUGGAUCAAAUUGCUAUCAAUGUCCAUUUCAGCAUUGAAAAGAAUAGCUACCGGAAGACAGCUGAAUGGCUCACAAAACACAAGACUUCCAAUGGUAUUAUCAACUUUCCAAAUGAAGUUGUGGGGAUCUCUCUCUCAAGAAGUAGCUUGCCAAUGCUGGAGUUGUACGAGAUGUAUGAAAGGAGUCCUUCGGAUAAUUCUCUGAAUACAACAGGCAUCAUCUGCAAAAAUGUGCAUAUGCUGUUGCGAAGACAGGAGAGCACCUCUUCUCUGGAAAUACCUCCAGGACUGACGCUGGAGGAUGGUGCCCACAUGUUAAAAUGUAGCAAUUUAAUACUGGAACCAGGGGUCAAUAAAAUAACUUUCAAAAUCCAGGGCAAAGAACCUGGGACAUAUACACUCAGGCAGUUGUGUAUUUCAGUGGGCAAAAUGCAGUUUGCCCUUCCUCAUAUUUAUCCAAUUGUGCAGUAUGAUGUCUACUCUCAGGAGCCACAGCUAAAAGUGGAACCAUGUACUGACAGCCUUUUGGCUGGAAUUCCUCAGAAGGUAAAAUUUACAGUGACUACAGGCCAUUACACCAUAAAGAAUGGAGAUGCACUACAACUCAGUAAUGCUGAUGCCAUGCCAAUCUUGUACCAUCCAGAGAGCAAAGCUGUGAUCUAUUCAAACACCAGGGAAAGAGAAUCCGAAGCAUCACUAACUAUCCAGUCAUCUGAGAAAAUAACAAGCAUCAGCUUGCCGUUGGCCCCUGCUUAUCAUGUGAUUGCCUUUGAGCUUGAAGUUCUGUACUUACCGUCAACCCCAGUAUGUAUGAUGGAAAAUGAGAAUCUAGUUAGUAAAGAGCUUCAGAGAAAGAGCAAAGAGAAAGAGUCAUCUCACAACUAUAUGGCUACAAUUGAUCAAAAAGUAACCAUUGAUUGUCCAUGGUCAAUUUACUCCACCAUUAUUGCACUUACAUUCAGUAUACCCUUUAAGGCCAAACAUUCCUUAUUAUCGGCAGGCAAAAGGAAAUAUAUACAGGUUUGUGUGCAGAACAUGUCAGAAAUAUCUUUUCACUUAUCUGACAGUAAUCUAAAAAGUUCUGGAAGUGACACAGAACUAAGUCUUGAAUCUCUGAACUCCAUUACUGAACAGCAUAUCUACAGUAAGCAAGCAGUAUUUUUUGUAUGGGAACUGAAGUGGACAAAAGAGCUUCCCGCAUCUUUGCAGUGCCAGUUCUCAAUGAGCUUUUGUUCAGCACCUUCUGAAGAUCACUUGCUGUCUCUGAAGCCGUACACUUAUGAAUUCCAGUUGGAAAAUUUUUUUACAUUAUAUAAUGUGAAAGCUGAGAUUUCCCCCUCAUUGGGGGCAGAAUAUUGUAAAACAGGCUCACUCUGCUCAUUGGAAGUGUUGAUAACCCGCCUUUCAGACCUCCUGGAAGUGGAUAAAGAUGAGGCAUUAACAGAAGCUGAUGGAUACUGUACGACAAAACUAAUGUAUGAAGUUGUGGACAAUAGCAGUAACUGGGCAGUCUGUGGGAAAAGCUCAGGGGUAAUAUCUAUGCCAGUAGCAGCUCGAGCAACUCACAGAGUCCAUAUGGAAGUGAUGCCACUCUUUGCUGGAUACCUGCCUUUUCCUGAUGUUAGACUAUUUAAAUACCUCCCUCAUCACUCUGCUCACUCGAUGCAGCUUGAUGCUGAUAGCUGGAUUGAAAAUGAUAAUCUCUCGGUAGACAAGAAUAUGGAUGAUCAAGCUGACAACAGUAGCAUAAAGAGCAGGGGCAGCAUACAUUCAGCAGCUAGUGCAGAACACAAAGGUUUGCCCAUGCCCCGGCUACAAUCGUUUUCCCCUGGACAGGUCUUCAACUCCAGCUCUGGCAUGCAGAUCCUUGUCAUUCCCAGCAAGGAUGAUCACAUUCUGGAGGUCAAUGUCACAUGACAGCUCUGUGUGUCUGGAGGUCGAUGUCACAUGAGACUUCAAUAUGAAUGCACUUUAAGGGAUCAGAACCUGAUUUUUCUUCACUGGAGCAUUUGAACGCUAACAAGGCUGUGGCAAUUCAACCCUUACUGGCCAUGGAAGCAUCAGACAAUUGUAUCAGUUCAAGUGUACAGUGAAGCUUGUGUCAGCUAGUUUAUAUUGCUACAUAAGGGUGUUUGUGUAAAAUGAAUUUUGGGGUUUUCUCCUCUCUCACAUCCUGCUGGUGAAAUAAAAGAUGCUUACUGCAGUUGGUUCUUUAACUCAAGCAGCUUCGAGAACUUCUGUUUCUUUGAAAAUAAUUAGUUUUCUGUUCAAAGAAUAUUUCAGGUUGACAUACAAUAAGCCUUGCAGUGUGGCUGUUAAUGAUUUAAGUGUGUGCCUUUCUAGUCACACGACUGUCUGGUUUCCUGGACCAGAGUAGCUUUCCAAAUUCCUGUAUAAUAGGGUAAGCAAUUCUUAAUCCUAUAGCUAUCUACAAGAUUUUAAAUAACGUGUAUAUAUUUUUUUCUUGAAGACUUACUUAACUUCUUCUGUGCCUUGGGAUAUGUGAAAUUUUUUGUCCACUAGUACUCUUCCCAUAGAGAGAGCCAUUACUUUAACUCACUGGGGAUGGAUGCCACAGCCACUGCCAUCUCCCUACACACACACACACACACACACACACACACACACACACACACGUCUCUCUCUCUCUCUCGAUGCAAAUAUUUAAGUGGCACAUAAGUGGUUAAGUUAGUAAUGAAGGUUCACUGGACCAAGCUUUCCCCUAAGACUGAUAUUUAAAAUAACUAGAUUAUAUUGAUCCUGAUUAUAUAGCUUUUAUUAAAUAUUUGUCACUUCAUAUUUUUUAAAACCAAAGUUUGUUUCUUCCCCUGUCCCAACUACUGUUAACUUAUUAUGGACUACAGAGCCAUAUAUAUCUAUAUAUUUGCACCUUAUUCUAGAGUAAUCUGAAAAAAAGCAAAUAAAGGCAUGGAUUAUAGAGCCUUACUUGACUGCUUUUCCAGUCUGGUUGUGGGGAAAUUGAAGGUCCUACAGUUGAACCUCUUCUGGUCCAGCAAACUGCAGUCACACCAUACCAACUGAUUAUUUUUCAGUUGUAAAUGUAUUGUACAAAUGAUUAUUUAAGAAGUCUAAACUAACCUAACUGAUGUAAUGUCUGUGUAUAAAUUGCACCAGAAAUCAAGGUCAAAAAUAAAUGUUUUUAUUGGUGUGUAAGUCAAAGCUUGUAAAUAAGUCUAGUGUGCAGAACCUUUUCCAGCUCUCAAACUAUGUAUUUUUGUACAUAAGAACUUCUCUAAAAUUCACUGCUACAAUCAUA
This is a messenger RNA of Hemicordylus capensis (graceful crag lizard), 5302 nucleotides long. It is a transcript of the gene TRAPPC10, whose product is annotated as trafficking protein particle complex subunit 10. The transcript is spliced from 23 exons. Gene Ontology annotation, cellular component: TRAPPII protein complex. The record is from RefSeq and is a predicted model, not a curated record. NCBI's taxonomy places the organism in Eukaryota, Metazoa, Chordata, Lepidosauria, Squamata, Cordylidae. The coding region runs from base 127 to 3942 and encodes 1271 amino acids. Gene Ontology annotation, biological process: early endosome to Golgi transport; intra-Golgi vesicle-mediated transport.